This is a messenger RNA of Microthlaspi erraticum, 459 nucleotides long. NCBI's taxonomy places the organism in Eukaryota, Viridiplantae, Streptophyta, Magnoliopsida, Brassicales, Brassicaceae. The record is from the annotation of a GenBank genome assembly.
AUGAUGACCAUGAUCCGCCGGGAUGUUCUGGAAUCAGCGAUAACAGAAGCACGUGCAUGGGCUACUGCACAAACGGGAGAAAUAAUUGGACCAAUGGCUAGGGUCUCAUAUCCACGGACUGAGAUCGAGGGUGAAUGGUGCCAAAUAGAUGGAGCAUGGAAAGACACAGAGUGUCGAGCGGGUCUUGGUUGGUAUAACUUUGAUCCCGCGUCAUGGUUCAAUCUUGAUUGUUCAGAGUUGGUAACCAUGGUGUCAAAACCUCAGGACUGGCCGGCUUUUGCGAUUUUGCUUGAAGAGGUGGAGAAGUGCAAAAGGAGUUUCCAGGCGUUCUCUCUAACUCAUAUCCCAAGGACGAAGAACACGAAGGCGGACAAGCUAGCACGGAGUGCUCGAGAUCAGCCUUAUGACGUGUAUUAUGUAAACACAGUUCCACCGGUCACGCUUCCCGUGCCGAAUUAG